This is a messenger RNA of Salvelinus fontinalis (brook trout), 3738 nucleotides long. RefSeq names its product cell migration inducing hyaluronidase 1 (gene cemip). Bases 60 to 1937 code for a protein of 625 amino acids. The transcript has 13 exons. The record is from RefSeq and is a predicted model, not a curated record. Lineage: Eukaryota; Metazoa; Chordata; Actinopteri; Salmoniformes; Salmonidae.
AGCUGGCUCCUUGACUGGAAGUGUUAAUGUAAUGUGUGUGUGCACCUGUGCAGGCUGGGAUGAUCCUAGACAACGGCGUAAAGACCACACAGGCCAAUGACAAGGACAAGAGACCCUUCCUUUCUCUAGUGGGAGCAAGAUAUGGACCCCACCAGGAUGCGGAUCCCUUCAAGCCCCGUGUCCCAGCUCUCAUCCACCAUUUUGUGGCCUACAAGAACCAGGACCACGGAGCCUGGCUGAGGGGAGGAGAUGUCUGGCUGGACGACUGCCAAUUUGCUGAUAAUGGAAUUGGCCUAACACUGGCUAGUGGUGGUACAUUCCCUGAUGAUGAUGGCUCUCGUCAGGAGGUGAAGAACAGUCUGUUUGUUGGGGAGAGUGACAACAGGGGCAUGCCCAUUCCUGACAACCGUAUCUGGGGUCCCGGGGGACCCGACCUCAAUGGGAGGACCCUGCCUCGAGGAGUUGACUUCCCUAUCCGCGGCAUGCAGAUCUACGACGGGCCCAUCAACGUGCAGAACUGCACCUUCAGAAAGUACAUUGCCCUGGACGGUCGACACACCAGCGCCUUCGGCUUCAGACUCAACAACUCCUGGCAGAGCUGCCCUAACAACAACGUCACCGACAUCACCUUCGACGAUGUGCCUAUACCGUCCCGGGUGUUUUUCGGCGAGCCCGGCCCAUGGUUUAACAAGAUGCAGAUGGACGGUGACAAGACCACCAUAUUCCACGAUGUGGACGGCUCGGUCAGUGAGUACCCUGGAGCCUUCCUGGUCAAAGAGGACAACUGGUUACUGAGACACCCUGACUGUAUUGACGUGCCUGACUGGAGGGCUGCCAUCUGUAGUGGGCAUUAUGCACAGAUCUACAUACAGACACGUAACCCUGCCAGUCUGAACAUGCAGAUGGUAAAGGAUGAGUACCCUGACAGACCCCUGACACUAGAGGGCGCUCUGGGCAAGAGGAAGCACUACCAGCAGUUCCAGCCCGUGGUCACCCUGGGUAAGGGCUACACUGUACACUGGGACCAGGCUGCUCCUGCAGAGAUCACUGUGUGGCUCAUCAACUUCAACAGGAACGACUGGAUCAACGUGGGCUUCUGCUACCCGCCAGGCACCACCUUCACGAUCAUCUCGGACAUCCACAACCGGCUGACCAAGCAGACAAGGAAGACCGGUGUGUUCAUGAGGACCACACAGAGAGACAAGAUCAACCAGUCUCACCUGUCCCGAGGCUAUUACUACUGGGAGGAAGAUACCGGCCUGCUGUUUCUCCGAGUGAAGGCCCACAAUGAGAAGGAGGACUUUGCCUUCUGUUCAGUGAAGGGCUGUGAGAGGGUUAAAAUCACAGCCGUUAUCCCUAAGGGCAGCGGCCCCAGUGACUGCAUGACACAGGCCUACCCCCUGCACGCAGAGAUGCCCAUCGUAGAUGUGCCCAUGCCAAGGAAACUGCCCAGCGCCAAGCUGCGCACCACAGACCACUUCCUAGAGGUCAAGCUGGAGUCCUACAACACACGCUUCUUCCACAUCAAGGAGGACUUCGCCUACACAGAGGUUAACGGCAGGAAGUUGUACCAGCCAGAUGAUGGGGUGCAGCUGACGGUGAUGGACGGCCAUGAUGGGAGACUGGUGGAGAGCAAAGGCUUCAGGAACUCCAUACUGCAGGGUGUACCUGCCCAAAUAGAGGGCUAUGUUAACAACCUGACAGACCACUCUAUCGUCAUAAUAACGUCUAAGGGUCGUCUGGUGACUCGGGGCCCCUGGACCAGAAUACUGGAACUUCUCGGAGCUGACAAGACCCUCAAGUUGAGAGACAAGCUCACGUUUGUAGGCUUCAAGGGCACUUUUCGACCUGACUGGGUCCGUAUGGAGGUGGAUGAGGAGAGAGCUAAGAUCCAUCAAGUCCUCCCUAUCCCUGUGGUCAAGAAGAUUAAGCUAUGAGAGGAGAGAGGAGAGGAACCAGGUGUAGUGGGGGGCACACACGAGACUACACCUCCCACACAACCCACACACACUGCCCCUAGGGCUGGAGUAGGUAAAAGUUGUUCCUAUAACUACUGGUCCAAGAUCAGAUGUUUUUCACCACUAAAGAAUAAUUAAGGUAAUCUGUGGUUAGGGACCGUUUCAACCCGGUGCUACAGAGUGUGGGCCAGCCAAUCAAACGCAUGCGUUUUUCUCUCACCUAUCAACUUCCCCACCUUGCAGGUCUCUGUUUAUGUGACAAUGUUGACUAUGUGAGUGAUUCGACUGUAUCGUUCAUUUGACUGUACUGAACUUUUAAAACGCGAGGAGAAAAAAUGACCAACAAACAUUUCUUGUUUUUCAUCCUACUCAGAGACAGAUUUCCUAAAUGUUUGCACCUGUGUUUUCCAGUGGGAAGUUAACGUCGUUUAACACACUAGAACAAAAAUGUAGACCAAUGAAGUAGAAGAGAGACAUUAAGUGACUUUUAAAGUAGAACCAAAAGGUCAAUUACAGGUUAAAGGCCCAGUGUGGUCAAAAACAUGAUUUUCCGGUGUUUUAUAUAUAUUUCCACACUGAGGUUGGAAUAAUAGUGUGAAAUUAUGAUAAUGCCCUUUUAGUGUAAGAGCUGUUUGAAAAGACCACCUGAAAUAUCAGCCUGUUUUGGUGAGAUGGAGUUUUGGCCUGCCUGGUGACAUCACCAUUAGUUAAUAGACCAAUAACGAAGAUAGUUCCAAACCUCUGCCAAUAACAGCUAGACCACUCCCAGCCAGUCCUAGCUAAAUCCUUGCUUGAGAAAUUGCUCUUUGCUAAGAAGCUAUUUGUAUUUCUUUUUGACCAUUUUAAUUCAAAACAAUCACUUAAGGUACUUAAUUGUUACCCAGAAAUUAUUUGAUAUUGAGAUUUUUAAAAACGGCUGCAUUUGACCUUUUUAAGAUUACCUGGAAAAUCUUUUAGGUAAAUUAAGAUUUUUUUUUUUUUACCCUUCUACUGAAUAAAAAACAAACAACUUUGCACCAGGUGCAAACAUUUAGUCCACCUGGCGUGAAGAUUCCAUUCCAGAGAAGCUGUUUCCCCGUCUUUUAUGUGAGGGCUUUAGAUCGCUUACUUGAUAUUGUGUAAUGUUUGGUUUCAUAUAACUGUUCAUAUGAACGUUUGUGGUCCAUCGGUCUGUGUUUUAUUAAACAUACCAGCAUGUAAAGAAACCCCAAAAUGAUCCUGAAUAUAUCCAAGGACAUUUUUUGGUCACUUCUAAAGUGCUAUCUGGUCUUAGACAAUACUCCCAAAUCAAAACUUUAAAUGUUAUUUAAGCAAUUUAUAAAUUGGCGAUUUUUCUUCAAAUCUGGCAAGAAUCAGAUAAACGUUUCCCUUUGCCCGAAAUAGCUGGUCUUUUUUCGGACGUGGUAGUUCUUAGUGUUUUCUAUGUUUAAAUGUGUUUUUAAAAAUUCCACAGAUUGAUAACAGAGAUAUAUUUUAUACUUAUUUAUUGUACAGACAUAAUUGAACAAAAUCUACAAGGGACAUCUUUUGAGUUGUAUUGUAUUCUGGUCCUGAAUUAUAUGUAAGAAUAAAAAAUACUAUAACAUUUCAAAACAAUCAUACUAAACACUGCUAUGGCAUAAUAUAACUCAUCGUAGUUACCGCGUUGUUUUGUUUUAACCCUACACCAAAUGGAUGUGAUGUAUUAUACGUGACUUGGGCUUGUAAAGUAAUUCAAUCUCAUGACUUAAAAUCUUUGAAUGACUUUUGUACAGAAAUAAAUGAAUAAGUGAAUUUAUAA